Messenger RNA from Talpa occidentalis (Iberian mole), 3114 nucleotides. It is a transcript of the gene SLC9A4, whose product is annotated as solute carrier family 9 member A4. Gene Ontology annotation, biological process: proton transmembrane transport; sodium ion transport; regulation of pH. Gene Ontology annotation, molecular function: sodium:proton antiporter activity. Lineage: Eukaryota; Metazoa; Chordata; Mammalia; Eulipotyphla; Talpidae. The record is from RefSeq and is a predicted model, not a curated record. Gene Ontology annotation, cellular component: membrane. The transcript has 13 exons. The coding region runs from base 489 to 2885 and encodes 798 amino acids.
GAGAAGGAGCAGGUACAGGGCAGGUAACUCCUUACUGGUAGAGACAAGCUUCCCUUCCUGGUUUGAAGGCCUUCAGUGCGAUCUGGAAAGAACACCAUGGUGUUCUUUGAAAUUUUCACUCACGAGAUGAAACCAGGGUGCAGUGAAGUGAGAAAACAACUCUGACUAAAGGGACAUUUUGCCCUAAAUAAACAGCUCUUCAAAUCCCGAUCGGAUGAAGGCUCACAGGUAGCUCCCUGGGCUUUCACAAGUCUGUUAAAUGAUUGCGUUCGAGUCAGAAGCUGAGUUGCCUGAACAUGAGUCCUUUACAGAUGAUUUGAGAACAUCUACACUCAGAACUUAAUGCCAAGCUUGGACUCUUCUGGGAAUGACCCAAAGACCGUACGUAUGUUACCUUUGACCCUGAUGGAUGCUGCUACUGUCUAGGAACCCUCCUCACAUCAGGUGUGUGGCACACACCUGCACACAGGGGAGGAGAAGCCCAUAGCAUGGGUUUUCAGAUGUGUGUACCUUUCGGUCCUUGGAGUUGGCUGCUACUGCUAAUGGUCCUCGAGUGCUCUGAAGUGACUUCUGAUUUGAAUGAAUUCACAAAUUCCACUGCCCAGCAUGAACUUAAUGUUCGGCUUGCUGCUGCCAGCUCAGAGCCAGAUGGGAAGAUAGCUGUCUUUGCACUGGAUUAUGACUACGUGCAAAUUCCUUAUGAGGUCACCCUCUGGAUACUUCUAGCAUCUCUUGCAAAAAUAGGCUUCCAUCUUUACCACAGACUACCAGGCCUUAUGCCAGAAAGCUGCCUCCUCAUCAUUGUUGGAGCCCUAGUGGGGGCAAUCAUCUUUGGUACUGACCACAAAUCACCUCCCGUCAUGGAUUCGAGCAUCUAUUUCCUGUACCUCCUUCCACCCAUUGUUCUGGAGGGUGGUUACUUCAUGCCCACCAGGCCCUUCUUUGAGAACAUCGGCUCCAUCCUGUGGUGGGCAGGCCUGGGGGCCCUGAUUAAUGCCUUUGGCAUUGGGCUCUCCCUGUUUCUCAUCUGCCAGAUCAAGGCCUUUGGCCUCACCGAUGUCAACCUGCUUCAGAAUCUGCUGUUUGGCAGCUUAAUUUCAGCUGUGGACCCGGUGGCUGUGUUGGCUGUGUUUGAGGAGGCCCGUGUGAAUGAACAGCUCUACAUGAUGAUCUUCGGGGAGGCCCUGCUCAAUGAUGGCAUUAGUGUGGUCUUAUACAACAUAUUGAUUGCCUUCACAAAGAUGCAUAAAUUCGAAGACAUAGAACCUGUCGACAUUUUGGCUGGAUGUGCCCGAUUCAUUAUUGUGGGAGUCGGUGGAGUACUUUUUGGCAUCAUUUUUGGAUUCAUUUCUGCAUUUAUCACACGUUUCACUCAGAAUAUCUCUGCAAUUGAACCCCUCAUCGUCUUCAUGUUCAGCUAUUUGUCUUACUUAGUUGCGGAGACACUCUAUCUCUCUGGCAUCUUGGCAAUCACUGCCUGUGCGGUGACAAUGAAAAAGUAUGUAGAAGAAAACGUGUCCCAGACAUCUUACACAACCAUCAAGUACUUCAUGAAGAUGCUGAGCAGUGUCAGUGAGACCCUGAUCUUCAUCUUCAUGGGUGUGUCCACUGUUGGGAAGAACCAUGAGUGGAACUGGGCCUUCAUCUGCUUCACGCUGAUCUUCUGCCAGAUCUGGAGAGCCAUCAGUGUAUUUACUCUCUUCUAUGUCAGUAACCAGUUCCGGACUUUCCCCUUCUCCAUCAAGGACCAGUGCAUAAUUUUCUACAGUGGUGUUCGAGGAGCUGGAAGUUUUUCACUUGCAUUUUUGCUUCCUCUGUCUCUUUUUCCUAGGAAGAAAAUGUUUGUCACUGCUACUCUAGUCGUUAUAUAUUUUACUGUAUUUAUUCAGGGAAUCACAAUUGGCCCUCUGGUCAGGUAUCUGGAUGUUAAAAAGACCAAUAAAAAAGAAUCCAUCAAUGAAGAGCUUCAUAUACGUCUAAUGGAUCACUUGAAGGCAGGAAUUGAAGAUGUGUGUGGGCAAUGGAGCCAUUACCAAGUGAGAGACAAGUUCAAGAAAUUUGAUCAUAGAUAUUUACGGAAAAUCCUAAUUCGAAAGAACCUGCCAAAAUCAAGCAUUGUUUCUUUGUACAAAAAGUUGGAAAUGAAGCAAGCUAUUGAGAUGGUAGAGACUGGGAUACUAAAUUCCACAGCCUUUUCCAUACCCCAUCAGGCCCAGAGGAUACAAAGAAUCAAAAGGCUUUCUCCUGAAGAUGUGGAGUCCAUGAGGCACAUUCUGACACACAGCAUGUACCAAGUCCGCCAAAGGACCCUGUCCUACAACAAAUACAACCUCAAACCCCAAACAAGUGAGAGGCAGGCUAAAGAGAUCCUGAUCCGCCGCCAGAACACCUUACGAGAGAGCAUGAGGAAAGGCCAGAGCCUGCCCUGGGGAAAACCGGCUGAGCCCAAAAACAUCCGCUACCUCUCCUUUCCCUAUAGCCAUCCUCAGUCUGUGAGAAGAGAUGUGAGGGCUACUGAGGCCACAGAUAAUGAUAGCAGUGAUUCAGAACUCCUGUCCAUUAUGUUCAGUCCACCCCAUCGAACAGGGUCGUUUCCUGAUAGAAGACUGGCGCAGGACAUGAUCCCAAUGAAGAGCCUACACAGAGAAGGGAAACCCUCCAACUUCAACUUGAGCCAUCAGAGAAACCCAAGCCAUGAAGAGCAUGUUGGAGACAGAAGGGUGGUGAUAAGGCCUAAGCCACUCUUUCAUGCAGUGAAUGAAGAGUAUGAAUCUGGAGAGGAGAGUGAAGAAGAGGCCGCCACAGUUGGGUCCAGAUGGUCAGCUGCGCACAGACACAGCAGGGAACAUCAUAAGUCCCAUAGCCCUUUGCUCCACAGAAAAUAGUCUUCUGGUUCACAAGAUUUUUCUGUAUUUUUCAUUAGUCCAUCUUCCAAUUAUUGUGAAAGAAGAAUUUUCAGAGUUCUGAGGAAACUUCUUCAGUUUACUUUUUUGAAAUUAUUAGACACAUCUAUAAGAAGCAAGGGGAUUUUUUCAGAGGAUUGGGUACAGACUUGCAGACUCUACCACAUUCUUAGCUGGUAUACUUUGCAGAUGAAUUUGCUCAGCCAAAGCA